Messenger RNA from Talaromyces amestolkiae, 777 nucleotides. RefSeq lists its product as uncharacterized. The record is from RefSeq and is a predicted model, not a curated record. Lineage: Eukaryota; Fungi; Ascomycota; Eurotiomycetes; Eurotiales; Trichocomaceae. Bases 1 to 777 code for a protein of 258 amino acids. Gene Ontology annotation, cellular component: ribosome. The transcript has a single exon.
AUGUUCUCUCGACAAGCUCUCCGGAGCCUCUUCAGCGCCGAACGAGUCGCCAAUCAACAACCACUUUUCUCAUACGCAUCACGAGCAUAUCUUCACCAAGCAUCUACCAGCAGCGGUUCUCAAAACUUUCAAGCCACGCUUACUGAGGUUCCACCUGCAUCAUCUUCUUCCUCCGUAUCGCAAACAAGCACAUCUCCAACCACAGAUGCAGCAACACAGCUUUCAACAACACCAUUUAUUAGGAAUAAACUUCCUCUCCCACCUCGUUUCGACUCAAACCUCAAAAUCACGCAAUCCCUCGCCGACAAAUUACCAUACCUCUACACCCAACGCCCUCACUACAUCUCGGCGCACUUACACGACCGGCCCUAUCUCCUCACCGAAGGCGACCAACUACGUCUCCCCUUCCUAAUGCCCAAAGUGAAAUCGGGCGACAUAAUCCGCUUCAACCGCGCUUCCGUGGUCGGUUCGCGUGAUUAUACGCUCAAGGGGAGCCCUUACAUCGACGAGAGGAUGUACGAAUGUCGUUUGCGAGUGCUUGGUAUCGAGUCUGAGCCGUUGCGGAUCAAGGAGAAGACGAAGCGGAGACGGAGACAUGUGCAGCGCAUCAAGAGUAAGCAUCGAUAUACGAUUUUGAGGGUUAUGGAGGUUAAGGUGAAGUCGUUGGAGGAGUUGGUAGAGGAAGGGGCGGAGGUUUUGCAGGAGGGGGUUAUUCACGAGGAGGCGGUGGAUGUUAUUGAGAAGAAGAGUCAUGAUGCUACUACGCCUGUUGAAUAG